UGGAGCAAAGGUUGUGAUUAUAGCAUGCUGGGAGGCUGAGAGGGCUCUGCUUCCACCAGUCAUCAAACUGACCUGAGAGCUCACUUGCCUGGGGGAAACCUGCAACAUCUGCUCCACGUUACUUCAUUACAGCAGGUAAAAUGGUUUUAAAAAGUGUAGUCCAAGUGGGGGUUUCUUUAACCUGCUUCCUACUUUAUCAAGCCACAUGCACACCUAUCCGAACAGACCCAAACCUCCGUUUUCAAUCUGCUUUCUCAGCUGCCAGGACAAGCAGCAUGUUGGGAGGGCCCCAGAAAUAUGUCACCUUCGACAAGCUGUUGGUUAACAUUGGGGAUGACUUUAAUCCGGACUCAGGAAGGUUCCGCUGCAGGGUCCCUGGGGCUUACUACUUCGCUUUUACAGUGGGAAAGUACCCCAAAAAGCUGCUCUCAGUCAUGCUGGUCAAAAACGGGCAGGAGGUUCAGGCCAUUGUGUAUGAUGAGCACCGCCACAAAAACCGCAAGGUGCAAAGCCAAAGCAUCAUGCUCAGAUUGAAGGCCAUGGACACAGUGGAGCUUCUUCUGCACAACAACCCCAGGUAUGCCUUAUACAGCAACAUGGGGCCCUAUACUACAUUUACUGGCUACCUUAUUUACCCAGACACCUCUGAUCUUUACCUAAGCAACCAUGUGAUUUCCCAGACCUCGCAAGACCAUUAUCACUCAGGGUGUCACUGCCACCAUCGUUCAGUUGUAGAAUCCCCGAAUACUCUACCAUCAAACAGAGGGAAGGAGGAAGUCCCUCAAUCUGCAUUCUCUGUGGCCAGGACAAACUCGCUUCUUGGAGAGGACACCAGCAGAGAGCACAGUGCCGCAAUCUCCUUCGACCUGGAGUACGUUAACAUUGGAGGUCACUUCAACAUGUCGUCUGGGAUUUUCACCUGCCGUUUCCCUGGUGCCUACUACUUCUCCUUCAACGUAGGCAAGCACCCAUUGCGGGCCGUUUCUGUGAAGCUUAUGAAGAACUCCAGAGAGGUGCAGGCCAUGAUCUUUGAUGAGGAUGACUCCAAGCGCAGGGAGAUGCAGAGCCAAAGUCUGAUGCUCUCCCUCCAGCAGGGUGACAUAGUUUGGCUCUACAGUCAGCAGCAUGGACGCUUUGCCCUUUACAGCAACUAUGGCAAGUAUAUCACCUUUACUGGAUUCCUGGUCUAUCCUGACAACAGUCUGUUUGAUACUCACAAGCAACAUGCUAGAACUCAUUUUUAAGAUGUGUUCUAUUCUAAAACACAUAGGCCACUUUCUGGAACUCUCUCAUAUUAUAACCUUAUUCUUAUACUCUAUGUAGCCUAUAUACUGGAACACUGUUUAAUAUGUAUUGCAACCAUUAUGUUCCAGACAAUUGCUGUAAACGUAUACAAUUCUGUGUUAUAUAUUGCCCAAGUUGUCUGAACUCUAAUAAUAAUGCUUUGUAAAGAGGUUUUUAAAUAAUCUUUGGCCUUAAUGCCAAUUGUGGAAAGUUGGCUGAUUAGUGCAUGCUACUGAAUCCUUAGUCAACAUGCUGGCGGACGGUGCUUCCUAUGUACUUUAUUCACAUUAAACUAUAUUAAAAAAAAAACAACAAUCGAGUUAAAAAAAAAGUACAGUCAAAUAAAUAGUUUAACCAGGAACCAAGCUUCAAAUUUCAGAGAAAUUUUCAUUGUUACACCAUUUCAACCAAAAGAAAUGAUCACAUCAUAUAAUUAUUAUUUGUUUAUUUAACAGACGCCUUUAUCCAAGGCGACUUACAGAGACUAAGGUGUGUGAACUAUGCAUCAGCUGCAGAGUCACUUACAAAUGCGUCUCACCUGAAAGACGGAGCACAAGGAGGUUAAGUGACUUGCUCAGGAUCACACAAUGAGUCAGUGGCUGAGGUGGGAUUUGAACCGGGGACCUCCUGGUUACAAGCCCUUUUCUUUAACCACUGGACCACACAGCCUUCCUGUAUUCUUGAAUAUCAUGUAUUCUUGACAACUUUUUAAAACUAAAAAUAUAUAUAUCUUCAGAAGUCUGUUUAUUAAAUUGUGUUUUAAAUAAAUAAAUGAAAAAAAAAAUUCAACUGUA
Molecule: messenger RNA, 2078 nt
Organism: Acipenser ruthenus (sterlet)
Lineage: Eukaryota; Metazoa; Chordata; Actinopteri; Acipenseriformes; Acipenseridae
Gene: c1qtnf13
Product: C1q and TNF related 13
Exons: 2
Coding region: 141-1244 (367 amino acids)
Molecular function (GO): protein binding
Source: RefSeq, a predicted model, not a curated record